Molecule: messenger RNA, 3737 nt
Organism: Parasteatoda tepidariorum (common house spider)
Lineage: Eukaryota; Metazoa; Arthropoda; Arachnida; Araneae; Theridiidae
Gene: tup
Product: LIM1_Isl and LIM2_Isl domain-containing protein tup
Biological process (GO): positive regulation of transcription by RNA polymerase II; axonogenesis; neuron fate specification
Molecular function (GO): DNA binding; DNA-binding transcription factor activity, RNA polymerase II-specific
Source: RefSeq, a predicted model, not a curated record
GAGAAGUAAGGCGGAGCCUAUGCAUUACAAGCACUGUUGGGAUUUUCGGUUUACAUGUCAGCUACGCUGAGGUCUCGGUAGUCAAGCCGUCGCCCGAUCACAAAUUUGACCGUCCGUUUUUCUGAACAGCCAAGAAACUUGCAUUGUUUUGAAUAACUUAUAAGACAAAACAAAAGAAACUAGUGCAUUGUUUCUUCAUCCUUUUAUCGUAAAAAUCUUCAAUCAUCAAAUAAUAAAUCGUUUUUAUUAAAUCCUGUAAUUAAAAUAUAUAUAUAUAUUGAGCCUGGACGAAUUGCUCCUGACUGCUGUGAAAUUGUCUGUUUAUUGUAAGGACUACCUAUUAAGUCCUGAAAGCUAUUAUCUAAUCACAGUAUUAUAUUUUAAUACUGUGAUUAUUGAAUUCAAUAUUGCUUUCUAAUGUAACCAAUAAAGGAGUACAAGAGAAUACUGUAGCAAGCAUCAACUCAGGACUAAUACCUGUAGGUCAUCCUGGCUUCUGGACAACUGAAAGAUUCGUGUCGCAGACUGGCCCAGCAUCAUCAUUUUCUGGCCCGCAUCCUGCCAUCCACCAAGGAGACGGCAGCAUAUAUAACUUUUUCUACGCUACGGCCCAACGAAACCGUCAAGAUUUCGCCUUCCAAGAGUGGAGACACGGCCGACAUGGCGGAGACGCAGCCGCAGAAAAAGCGGCGAUCUUCUACAUGUGUUGGCUGUGGAGGUGCAAUCAAUGACCAAUACAUCUUGAGGGUGUCCCCAGACCUAGAAUGGCAUGCGGCCUGUCUCAAAUGUGCGGAUUGCCAUCAGUACCUCGACGAGACGUGUACGUGUUUCGUCAGGGACGGAAAGACAUACUGCAAAAGAGAUUAUUUUAGGUUAUUCGGCAUCAAGUGUGCAAGGUGUAACGUGAGCUUCAGUAGGAGUGACUUUGUUAUGCGGGCGCGAAAUAAAAUUUACCACAUAGAGUGCUUUCGUUGCGUAACAUGUACCAGACAAUUGCUACCGGGUGAUGAAUUCGCCCUUAGAGACGAUGGACUAUUUUGCAAAGCAGACAAUGACUGCACUGUAGAAAAGAAAAUCACACCUAAUGGUCACACGGCCAAUGGCCAACAUUCACCGCACAAUGGAACCACCAAUGGAACGUCCCUACAAAUGGCAGAUUGCGCAAGGAUCAAAACAGUCUGUAACAAAAAGAAAAAACUUUCAGCGAAUGCAGAAUCGAUGCAGUCUAAUAGGAAUCGGGACUCAGUGCGGCCGCAGGUGCACAAGCAGAGCUCGGACCACAAGCCAACACGGGUUCGGACCGUCCUCAAUGAAAAGCAGCUGCAUACGUUGCGCACUUGCUAUGCUGCCAACCCCCGACCAGACGCCCUCAUGAAGGAACAGUUGGUGGAAAUGACAGGACUAAGUCCGCGUGUGAUCAGGGUGUGGUUUCAGAACAAGCGGUGCAAAGAUAAAAAGAAAACCAUCAUGAUGAAGCAGUUACAGCAACAAGAGAAAUUCAUGAUCAUCUCCAUGUCAGAGUCUGACUCCUCGUCCCAGCAUUCCCCGGAUGGGCGACAGUUAACUCUGGGGUCUAUGCGAGGAGUUCCGAUGGUUGCCACUAGUCCAGUCAGGCACGAAAGUCCUAUACAGAUGAAUCCAAUCGAAGUCCAGACAUACCAACCGCCUUGGAAGGCUCUAACGGAAUACGCCGCAAUGCAGCCAGACAUCGACCCGACAGCACCACAUUUCCAGCAGAUAGUAAGUCAGAUGCAUGGUUACGGAGAUCCCGGCCCUGAACAUCACGUGAUGCCGCCAGGCGUACAUGGUCCUCCGCAUCAACUUCCGCCAUUUCUGACGGAUGAUCAUUCCUUACAUCAACCUCCGAGCAAUCUCUCUUCACACAUACCAGGAACACCAUCAGAACUAUCUAGCCCAACUAGUGAAUGAUGCUUCACCCCGACCCCCACCGGUGGUCGCCAAAAUUCCCGGCCGAGGAGGGGUCGUCCACCCCGAACUGCAUCCGACGAAAGUUUUCAAGGAAACCAUUCGUACAGUUGAUCGCACACACAAAUAAUUCAAGGAGCUUUCAGACAACUCAAAUAAACUAUGAAAAAUGUCAGCAGGACUAUGUGCAAACAAAUCGAAAUGAAAUGUCCAUUUUGGAACAACUAAAAAAUAGCAGAAAUUUUUCUCCCUUCAAAAAGCAUAAUUUGAUACAAAAUUCAUAGCUUUAUGAAAUAACACUAGUGUUAUGAAACUUUCCAGGUUAACUACUUAAAAAAAUAUUUUAGAAUAAGUCUUGAUAGAAACUAAUGGAAGCUGUAUAGCUGUCUUAAUAUAUAUUAAUAAUUUCCCCAAAUUUAAAAAUAUAAUUAUUUUAUACAGUUAAGAUGAGCAAUUAUGUUAUGGACCACAUCUCAUAUCUUUCUUAAUUUUGGUAUAUUUCUGCAAUUAAUCUCUCGUAAUUGUCUAAACUUAAUAAAAACUAUUCAUAAUAAAUAUUUAAAGGAUGACUUAAAGGAGAAUACGUUGUUGUAUUUAAAUUUUUAAACUGGCAAACUUAUAGAGCGUUUAAUUUAACACAUCGACUCGAAGCGAAAAAUACAACUGCAUAUCUAUAAAAAUUGUAAAUUUUUGUAUUUAUUAAAAUCUAUAUAGUUCAUUAAAUAUGCUACAGUACUUUAACUACACUUAGUUUCCAUACUUACUAGUGUUAAAAAAAGCUUUCAUGUAAAAGAAUUGAAAAAUAUUUCAUAAAUUGCGUUUUUACUUACAUUUGAAUGAUCAGAUUUUUACAUCAUUACAUUUUAAAUUGCAAACAUUUAAACGAUGUUUUAGUUGAGAAAUUAGAAUUUUUGUUGAUAAAUAGCAAUAACUGCCGUAGGGAAAUUUAUAUGCUAUUUAAAAAUAUUUAAUUAACAAGUUUUGCAAACAAAUGAUUUUAUAAAUUAACAAAUUUUCCGUCUUUUAAUAUAAGUUUUGAUUUCCCUUAUUAUUGAUAUAUUUAAAAAACGAUUACAAAAGUGUUUCUCAAAAAAAAAAAUUAAACGAUCGCUCUUAAGUAUUAAAAUAUUAAUAAUAGCAAUUAAUCAAAUCUUUUCCUUUUAUAUUAUGAACAAAAUACAAACAAAGAACUUUGAACAAAUUCUAAUAUCCUUACCAUUAAUGAAAAAGUGCCAAAAUAAUAUUCAUAUUUUUUUCCAUAUUGUAAUUAUUUAUUACUCUCAACUCAAACUAUUAAUUCCUUUAACUCCUGCUGUUCAUUAAAAUAAAAAAAGUGAUGUCAUGGUGAUUAAUGAAAAUAUCAUACUGAAAACGUGAGGAAAGAAACACACAGCGCACAGUCUUUCAGACCAUGAAAAACUGAACUGGCAUUUCUUGUUGGAGGUUACAGUUAAUCAAACAAUCUGCACAUAGUCACAAACUAUGCAAGACUUUUAUUAUUUUACUUCUAAGUCAUAUGAUUCACAACCUGUGAAACAUAACAGUACCUAAUGAAUUAAACUGAACUUUCAUUAUUUUCUUUUGUUCUGGAUGUUUGGUCAGAAUUAGGUUUUAUUGAAAGAGAAUUUAAUAAAGAAAAUGUAUAUAAAUUAUCACAGAUACGUUUACCGGAAUUCUGAAAUCUUUUUGUAGCUUGCAGGUUCAUGAUUGUAUUAUAUUAUACAUAUAAAUAUCUAUAUACGAGAGUAUGCCGUUUGUAUAAGUUAUAUUAAUUAAAUGUGUACAUAAUAAAUCAUCAGAAACUUUUUGAA